GCUAGGCAUUUCAAUUGACUGGCAAAGUAGCUUGUUUGGGAAAAAAAACAAGAACUUCCAUCUGAAAGCUUCCUGUUCUAUUUUAAGCCUGUGCGUGGCUCAACAUUCCACUCUCUGUGAGACUCUCAAACGGACGAGAUUUCUCAUCAUGCUAAUUAGCCUGGCUCCAUGUCAGACAAAACUGUCAUCCUUUGGGUAGGUCUAAGUUGCAGAGAGAAGAGGGGGGGGGGGCUGGGACUUCCAAGAUACCCACGCCCUUGGACCACCUAGUCCGUACGGAAGAGGCGGGGCACAGUCCCCGCUAGACCUGCCUCCGCCAGACCCUCCUUCAUAGACCACGCCCCGGAGAGCUCCGCCCCCGGGUCCGCCCCGCGGCGCAUUGUGGGAUCCGCCCGCCUCACCAGAGCGGACGCGGCUCUAGGUCAUGGGGAUCCAGCCGAGCCCGGUCUUGCUAGCCUCUCUGGGGGUGGGUCUGCUUACUCUACUCGGCUUGGCUCUGGGUACGUACUGGGUUCGAAGAUCCCGCCGGCCGAAGGUUACUCUCCAGGACCCAGAUGAGAAGUACCUGCUGCGAUUGCUAGACAAGACGACAGUGAGCCACAACACCAGGAGGUUCCGCUUUGCCUUGCCCACCGCCCACCACAUUCUGGGGCUGCCUGUGGGGAAGCACGUCUACCUCUCUGCCCGAAUUGAUGGCAGUCUGGUCAUCAGGCCUUACACCCCUGUCACCAGUGAUGAAGACCAAGGCUAUGUAGAUCUUGUCAUCAAGGUUUAUCUGAAAGGUGUGCACCCCAAAUUUCCUGAAGGAGGAAAGAUGUCUCUGUACCUGGAUAGCCUGAAGAUUGGGGAUGUGGUGGAGUUCCGGGGGCCGAGCGGGUUGCUCAGUUAUGCUGGGAAAGGGAAUUUUAACAUUCAGCCCAACAAAAAGUCUCCACCUGAACUGCGAGUGGUGAAGAAAUUGGGAAUGAUUGCUGGUGGGACAGGAAUCACCCCAAUGCUGCAGCUGAUCCGGGCCAUCUUGAAAGUCCCUGAAGAUCCAACACAGUGCUUUCUGCUUUUUGCCAACCAGACUGAAAAGGAUAUAAUCCUACGGGAGGACCUAGAGGAACUGCAGGCCCGAUAUCCUAACCGAUUUAAGCUCUGGUUCACUCUGGACUAUCCUCCAGAAGACUGGACCUACAGCAAGGGCUUCGUUACUGCUGACAUGAUCCAGGAGCACCUGCCUGCCCCAGCAGAGGAUGUGCUGCUGCUGCUCUGUGGGCCACCACCCAUGGUGCAGCUGGCCUGCCACCCUAACUUGGAUAAGCUGGGCUAUUCACAAAAGAUGCGAUUCACCUACUGAGCUUCGCAAAGCCUCCCUGACCCCAUGUGUGCACUUGUCCCUAGUCGAUUCUUGAACACCAAGAGGCCCUGGGGCCUUGGCUGAGAGCAUCAGCCUUUUGUGUCUCAUCCCGGAAUCUGGGUGCUUGCAGAAACAACACUCCCUCAGCUAUGGUGGCUGCUGGUGAAGGCUGAGUCACUCCCUUGAAGCUUCCUUUAUCCUAACCUCCUUGUGAUAAAAGGUCCAGGUGAGGCUCACGGCGCAGUCUCUAGGGCCAGAAAGAAGGAUGUGUGCACACUUGUCAUAAGGCUGUCUAUUUUCUGAGAACAUCACGGUCACCUCUGUGUCUGAUGAAAGGAACAGACAGGGCAAUGCAUUUUGCUCCAUAUUAAGCACUUCAUCCACUACUUAGACGUGUACAGAUUGAGUGGGCUUAUAGACACUGUAGGAAGGGAAUUAUUUUCCGGAAUUCUAGACCUCAGAGAAAGGAGGCCGAUGUGUGUGUGUGUGUGUGUGUGUGUGUGUGUGUGUGUGUGUGUGUGUAUCUCAGGCCCUGCCCAGGAUGGAUGAAAUGGUUACUCAUAACUUAAGAUUGCUGCUUGUACAAAGAGUGUCUGACUGUUCAAAUAAAUGGAGCUGAGGCCCUAA
Mus pahari (shrew mouse) is the source of this 1969-nucleotide messenger RNA. Its product is annotated as NADH-cytochrome b5 reductase 1. The record is from RefSeq and is a predicted model, not a curated record. Gene Ontology annotation, cellular component: mitochondrion. The transcript is spliced from 9 exons. NCBI's taxonomy places the organism in Eukaryota, Metazoa, Chordata, Mammalia, Rodentia, Muridae. Bases 425 to 1342 code for a protein of 305 amino acids. Gene Ontology annotation, molecular function: oxidoreductase activity; FAD binding.